AUGAGGGUCAUCAUUCGCGAAAAUGCAGAUGGUGCAUCCCAAUAUGCUGCCCAAUACAUCAUCAAGCGCAUAAAUGCCUUUGCUCCCACUCCCGAAAAGCCCUUCGUACUAGGUCUGCCGACGGGUAGCAGUCCAGAAUUCAUCUACAAGUACCUCGUACAGGGGUACAAGGCUGGCGAGAUCUCGUUUGCCAAUGUCGUAACUUUCAACAUGGACGAAUAUGUCGGCUUACCCGAAGAGCACCCGGAAUCCUACCACAGCUUUAUGUACAAGCAUUUCUUCGCCCAUAUCGAUAUCAACCCGGCCAACGUGCAUAUUCUCAAUGGCAACGCUCCCGAUCUAGCGGCGGAAUGUGCCAAUUACGAACAGCAGAUCGCACAGGCUGGUGGAAUUGACCUAUUUUUAGGCGGGAUUGGACCGGAUGGACACAUCGCCUUCAACGAGCCGGGCUCGUCUUUGCGGUCAAGGACAAGAGUCAAGACUUUGGCUGAGGAUACCAUUCGCGCCAAUUCACGGUUCUUCGGGGGCGAUCUGAGCCAGGUGCCUAAACAAGCAUUGACUGUGGGCGUGCAAACUGUCAUGGAUGCUCGAGAAGUCUUGCUCAUUGUGCUCGGGGCCAACAAAGCGCUUGCACUGGCCAAAACUAUCGAAGGAAGCGUCAGUCAGAUGUGGACUGCAAGCGCUCUCCAAACGCACGAGCACGCCACGAUUGUCUGCGAUGACGCUGCGACAGACGAGAUGCUUGUGAAAACGGUCAAGUACUUCAAGAGCAUCGAACAAGUCUCCUGGGAGCAAGAAACCGCCAAAGCUACUCCUCCACAACGUUCGCGCGCGAAAGUAGAUAAUUGGCGAGGCACUUUAAAAGAGCUGAGGAUUGAUACCGAUAAGAAGCAGGCCGGGCAGGAAGAUGGAGAGUUGACGCCAGACAGCAUGUCGUCAAGACUCAUGGAUUCUGCCAUCGCCAUGAACGACAAGAAGAUGGAUGAUUUCAUUGCUGAUCGAAUGGGUUCACGAGUAUCGACAUUUGCAGCAUGA
Molecule: messenger RNA, 1035 nt
Organism: Capronia epimyces CBS 606.96
Lineage: Eukaryota; Fungi; Ascomycota; Eurotiomycetes; Chaetothyriales; Herpotrichiellaceae
Product: glucosamine-6-phosphate deaminase
Exons: 2
Coding region: 1-1035 (344 amino acids)
Biological process (GO): carbohydrate metabolic process; D-glucosamine catabolic process; N-acetylneuraminate catabolic process
Cellular component (GO): cytoplasm
Molecular function (GO): identical protein binding; glucosamine-6-phosphate deaminase activity
Source: RefSeq, a predicted model, not a curated record